AUGGCCAACAGCAGUUUCAAAGGAGACUUCAUCUUGGUGGGCUUCUCUGAUCAGCCACAGCUGGAAAAGAUACUUUUUGUGAUUGUUUUAGUGUCCUAUCUUCUUACACUUGUGGGAAAUACAGUCAUUAUUUUGAUCUCGUUUAUAGACCCUAAACUUAAAACACCCAUGUACUUUUUCCUCACCCAUCUCUCGCUAGUGGAUAUCAGCUUUACCACUAGCAUUGUCCCCCAGCUGCUGUGGAACCUAAGAGGACCAGCCAAGACCAUCACACCACUGGGCUGUGCUGUCCAGCUCUAUGUCUCACUGUCCUUGGGCUCCACUGAGUGUGUCCUCUUGGCUGUGAUGGCUUUUGAUCGUUACGCUGCUGUUUGCAAACCCCUCCACUAUUCAGCUGUGAUGAACCCACAGCUGUGUCAGGCUCUGGCAGGCGUUGCAUGGUUGAGUGGAAUGGGAAAUGCUCUCAUCCAGGGCACAAUAACCCUCUGGCUGCCUCGCUGUGGACACCGGUGGCUCUACCAUUUCUUUUGUGAGGUGCCCUCUAUGAUUAAACUUGCGUGUGUGGAUAUCCACGCCAACGAAGUUCAGCUCUUUGUUGCUUCACUGGUCUUGCUUCUUUUGCCCUUAACAUUGAUAUUGAUGUCCUAUGGCCAUAUAGUUAGGGCAGUCAUAAGAACUGGCUCAGUCCAGGCUUGGAACAAAGCACUGAGAACAUGUGGAUCUCACCUGAUGGUAGUGUCCCUUUUCUAUGGGAGCAUCAUGGCUGUCUAUAUUCAGCCCAACAGCUCUUACGCCCAUACUCAUGGGAAAUUCAUCUCUCUCUUCUAUACAGUAGUGACUCCAACCCUCAAUCCCCUCAUCUACACACUGAGAAAUAAGGAUGUGAAAGGAGCACUGAGAAGGCUAUUUCAUAGAGAUGUAAGCUUAUAA
Chrysochloris asiatica (Cape golden mole) is the source of this 930-nucleotide messenger RNA. Its product is annotated as olfactory receptor 2G3-like. The coding region runs from base 1 to 930 and encodes 309 amino acids. The record is from RefSeq and is a predicted model, not a curated record. Gene Ontology annotation, cellular component: membrane. Gene Ontology annotation, molecular function: olfactory receptor activity; G protein-coupled receptor activity. NCBI's taxonomy places the organism in Eukaryota, Metazoa, Chordata, Mammalia, Afrosoricida, Chrysochloridae. Gene Ontology annotation, biological process: G protein-coupled receptor signaling pathway. The transcript has a single exon.